AUGAAUAACUUAAGCUGUUAUAACCCUGGUUCAUUUAUCCUUGUUGGCAUACCUGGCCUGGAGAAGAUCCACGUCUGGAUUGGGAUUCCCUUUUGUAUCAUCUAUGUUGUGGCUGUUUCAGGAAAUUGCAUCCUCCUCUACCUCAUUGCAGUUGAGCACAGCCUCCAUGAGCCCAUGUUUUUCUUUCUUUCUCUGCUGGCCACUACAGACCUCAUCUUAUCCACUGCCACAGUGCCCAAACUGCUCAGUAACCUCUGGCUUGGCUCCCAGGAAAUAACCUUCUCUGGUUGUCUCACCCAGAUGUUCUUCCUUCACUUCAGCUUUGUAGUGGAGUCCGCCAUCCUGUUGGCUAUGGCAUUUGAUCUCUACGUGGCCAUCUGCUUCCCCUUGAGAUAUAACACCAUCAUGACUCCGCAGGUGAUCAUUAAGCUCGUGGUGAGCAUUGUUGUUAGGAGCUUCUCUGUGAUCCUUCCAGAUGUUUUUCUGCUGAAACGGCUGCCCUUCUGUAGGACAAGGAUCAUCCCACACACAUACUGUGAGCAUAUUGGGGUUGCACGGCUUUCUUCUGCUGACAUUUCCAUCAACAUCUGGUAUGGAUUUGCUGUACCACUCAUGACUGUCAUCUCAGAUGUAAUUUUUAUUGCUGUUUCCUACAUCUUCAUCCUUCAUGCUGUCUUUCAGCUUUCAUGUCAGGGUGCCCGCCAAAAGGCCCUUAACACCUGUGGAUCUCAUGUCUGUGUCAUCCUCAUGUUUUACACACCUGCCUUUUUCUCCAUCCUUGCUCAUCGCUUUGGGCACAGUGUCCCUAGACAUGUGCUUAUUCUAUUUGCCAACCUCUAUGUGGCCAUCCCUCCUGCUCUAAAUCCUAUCAUUUAUGGAGUGAAGACCAAGCAGAUCCAGGAUAUAUUUAUUUUUCUCUUUUCUUUGAAGAAAAUGCAGUGA
Orycteropus afer afer is the source of this 942-nucleotide messenger RNA. Its product is annotated as olfactory receptor 52H1-like. The transcript has a single exon. Gene Ontology annotation, cellular component: membrane. The record is from RefSeq and is a predicted model, not a curated record. NCBI's taxonomy places the organism in Eukaryota, Metazoa, Chordata, Mammalia, Tubulidentata, Orycteropodidae. Gene Ontology annotation, molecular function: G protein-coupled receptor activity; olfactory receptor activity. Gene Ontology annotation, biological process: G protein-coupled receptor signaling pathway. The coding region runs from base 1 to 942 and encodes 313 amino acids.